AGCUUGCUUGGGGACCGGGGGAGGAAGCCCUGGCCUGAGGAGCUUCCCUGUCGCUUGCAGGCAUGGGAUGGAGCAGGAUGGCAGCGUGGAUGCUGCUGGGGCCACUUCAUCAGUCCUCCUCAUGGUUCCACAAGCCCCGGUGCCUGCCAAGCUGCCGGCAGCAAGCUGGGCAACUCCAGGCAGAGAGGCAUGUCCUGCAGACCCCGAGCUGCCCGGUUCGUGUCAGCCUGAGCAGAGGCUGUUGGAGCAGCACUGAGGAUCCGGCAGCCUCAGCACCUUCUCCGCCUGGGGCUCACCUCACAGAUGAGGCCACGGGGCCUAUGUUGGGCUCUGUCUGUGGCACAGAGUUGACCUGACAGGGAUGGAGCUGGCAGAGGGCGGCCGGGGCACUGGUAGAGGCUUACCUCUACACAGACUGGGGGGGGCUGCCCGACGUGACAGACCCCUCGGACCCCAUUUGCACGCAUGCCCCUCGCCACCCUGAGCACUGCCGGGAUGCCCUGGGACAUGGUGCGUGGCUGCGCUUGUGGAACACGCGAGGAGCUGUGUUUGCGGUGGAGGAGGAACGCUGCAUGCUCAGAUUGGAGUCCGGGUGUCUGAGCAACCCGCUGUCUCUCUGCCUGUGCUGGCAGGCAGCCGGGGCUUAGCGUGCCGGAGACCUGCAUCCUCCCCGUCCCGCUGUCUCCUCCCAGCUGUGGGCUUGCAAGGAGUGGCAGCUGGUGGGAUAUAUAAAGGCAGGGGAACCUCAGCAAGCUCAAAAGAAACUCCUGGAGCUGCUGGUGUUCUCCCUCCCUCCUUUCACGUGAUUCAGCUUCCCUACGCUAAGGGGAGCCGAGGACAACCUCACUGUGUGAGAUGGCUGCCGGCAGCUGCCUCCUCCUCCUCCUCCUGCCCUGGCUGGUCACGGCCUCGCACAGCCCACCCGGCUGCAAGAUCCGGAUUACCUCCAAGGGGCUGGACUUGGUGAAGCAGGAGGGGCUGCGCUUCGUGGAGCAGGAGCUGCAGAACAUCACGAUGCCAGACGUGCAUGGGAAGGAGGGGCAGUUCCACUACAACAUCAGCCAGGUCAAAGUGAUGGACCUGCAGCUGGCAUUUUCCGACCUGCACUUCCAGCCUCAGCAACACCUCGUCUUCAACAUCAGCAACGCCUCCAUCAGCCUGCGCUUCCGAAGACAGCUGCUCUACUGGUUCUUCUAUGACAUUGGGUCCAUCAAUGCCUCUGCGGAUGGCGUCCACAUCCACACAGUGCUGCAGCUGGCCAAAGAUGAGGCUGGGCGCCUGAAGAUCUCUAACAUGACCUGCAAUGCCUCCAUUGCCAGAAUGCAUGCAGGCUUCUCUGGCACGCUCAGAACGGUCUAUGAAUUCCUGAGCACCUUCAUCAUCACAGGGAUGCGCUUCCUCCUCAGCCAGCAGAUCUGCCCAUCCCUGGAGCACGCCAGCCUGGUGCUGCUGAACUCCGUGCUGGACACAGUGCCGGUGAGGAACUAUGUGGAUGAACACAUUGGGAUUGACUACUCCCUCCUGCGGGACCCAGCCAUCUCCACAGAUACCCUUGACCUAGACUUCAAGGGCAUGUUCUUCCCCCGUGCAAGAGAGAACCAAGAGCUGGAGAACCACGCGGUGGAGCCGGUGAUCAAGGAGACCGAGCGCAUGGUCUACGUUGCCUUCUCUGAGUACUUCUUUGACUCAGCUAUGCACUCAUACUUCCAGGCAGGUGUGCUGGCCAUAGAGCUCCAGGGGGAGAAGGUGCCCAAGGACCUGGAGGUUUUGCUGAGAGCCACUUUCUUUGGGACCAUCUUCAUGCAGAGCCCUGCUGUGGAUGCUCCGCUGCGGCUGGUGCUGCAGGUGUCGGCUCCUCCCCGCUGCAUCAUCAAACCCUCGGGCACCUCUGUCUCCGUCUCUGCCUUCCUCAACAUCUCGCUGGUGCCCCCAGGACGCCCCGCCAUCCAGCUCUCCAGCAUGGCCAUGGAAACAAAACUGAGCGCCAAGGUGUUUCUGCAAGGGAAGGCGCUCCGUGUGCAGCUGGACCUGCGACGGUUUCGCAUCUACUCCAAGCAGUCUGCACUGGAGUCGCUAGCGCUGUUCUCACUGCAGGCCCCACUGAAGACCCUGCUGCAGCUGACGAUCAUGCCCAUCAUUAAUGAGAGGACUAAAAAGGGGGUGCAGAUCCCACUGCCAGAAGGCAUGGACUUCACCAAGGAGGUGGUCACCAACCAUGCGGGAUUCCUCACGGUGGGAGCUGAUCUCCACUUCUCCAAGGGGCUGCGGGAGGUGAUUGAGAAAUACCGCCCGGCCCCUACCACCCCCACCUACCCCAGCUCAUGGCCUGCAGAGCCCAGCAUGGACCCCCACCAGCUCUAGCUCUUCUCCCCACUCGCUCCUUCACCCCGGACCGAGGGCAGAUCCCGGGCUGGACCCGUAGACUGUAGGUAGGAAGCAGCUUCCCUGGUACCACUGCCACAUCCCGCAGGGCGCCUGUGCCCUGGUGGGUAGCAGCAAGGCGGAGACAGCUGCUCUGGGAACCCCUGCUGCACCCCUUCUCAUUACACUAAUAAACCACUCGACUCCAA
Chroicocephalus ridibundus (black-headed gull) is the source of this 2570-nucleotide messenger RNA. It is a transcript of the gene PLTP, whose product is annotated as phospholipid transfer protein. The record is from RefSeq and is a predicted model, not a curated record. The transcript is spliced from 16 exons. Lineage: Eukaryota; Metazoa; Chordata; Aves; Charadriiformes; Laridae. Gene Ontology annotation, biological process: ceramide transport; high-density lipoprotein particle remodeling; phospholipid transport. Gene Ontology annotation, molecular function: phosphatidylethanolamine binding; ceramide binding; phosphatidylethanolamine transfer activity. Bases 856 to 2361 code for a protein of 501 amino acids.